This is a messenger RNA of Diaporthe batatas, 3476 nucleotides long. RefSeq lists its product as uncharacterized. The record is from RefSeq and is a predicted model, not a curated record. The coding region runs from base 251 to 3424 and encodes 1057 amino acids. The transcript has a single exon. Gene Ontology annotation, molecular function: ATP-dependent chromatin remodeler activity; ATP binding. Lineage: Eukaryota; Fungi; Ascomycota; Sordariomycetes; Diaporthales; Diaporthaceae.
CUACUCCGUACCAAAGGCUUCUAGCAGCACUGGACGCGUGCCACCGCAUGUGAACUACCCUUUCUUUCAACGCCGCGUCGCUUGUUCUCUCGAAACCAACCACAAAGACUGCAGCCUACCAGUCCCCCGUGAUCUCUCCUGAUAAUGUGCUCUUGCAUCAGGACGUUGAAUAUGACGACAUAUCAACCUCAAGUCGGCCUAUCACAACCAACGCGUUGGCCUUGAGCUAUCGUGAGCACUGCUAGCCACCAUGGCAUCGCGACGACUACCAGCAGAGCCUAUGGAUCUCUCAGAUGAUGAUGCAACUGCCUCUACUGCUGGAGAUAGUCGGUCGGUCUCGCCGAGCCUUGGCAGGCGGAAGUGCGAAGACCCAGACGACAUCUUUGCCGACGACCCUGACAAUUUCUACGAAGAGUUUAUGCAGAGCAGGAAACGAAAACGAACCUCAGGCAGGGUCUCGAAGCCCAAGAAGGGCAAGGGCAAGGGCAAGGGCAAGGGCAAGGGGGAAAGCCUCUCUGACGCAAUCAAGGGCGAAGACGACGCGGAGUUCCUGGACGGAGAUGGGCUUGUCGAAGCACUUGUGCCGGACCAUAUUCGCCAACGUCGCCGGCUCUUCGAGGAGAACAGGGAAGAACUCUCCGCGGCCGGCCUGAAGCUGCCACCCGACUAUGCAGACAUAGAAUUCUCAGAUGAUGAGAGGGAUCCGAGACAGUUAGAACGGCGGCCCAAAUUCGACGACAUCAAGCCGUGUAGGCCGUGCGAGGAAAUCGUCCUGGAUCUUUCCGGGGGCGUGAUACCGGCGUGCAUUGCACAAUACCUCCGAGACUACCAAGUUGAAGGUGUCCAAUUUCUACAUCGCCACUUCGUGUAUCAGACUGGAUGCAUCUUAGGGGACGAUAUGGGCCUUGGGAAAACUGUCCAGGUUGCUGCAUUCCUGGUUGCUGCCUUCGGCAAGACUGGAGACGAGAGGGAUGGAAAGAGGCUCCGAAAGAUGUCUCGCUACGGUAGAGAAAAGGAAUAUCCUCGCGUGCUUAUCAUCUGCCCCGGAUCGCUGAUCGAGAACUGGAAGAAUGAGCUCAACCGCUGGGGCUGGUGGAAAAUCGCGCUCUACCACGGCUCCGAAAAGCAGGAUGCCCUGAAGUCAGCAGAAAAUAGCACCCUGGAGGUCAUGAUCACGACAUACGAAACAUACAGGAAGGAUGAGAACAAGAUCAACCUGAUCCCUUGGGAUGCUGUCAUCGCUGACGAGUGCCACAAGAUCAAGGACACCCGCACCCAGAUCACACAAGCGAUGGACCAGGUCAACGCUCUCUGUCGCAUUGGUCUGACUGGGACCGCAAUACAGAACAAAUACCAAGAGCUUUGGACCCUUCUCAACUGGACCAACCCUGCUCAUUUUGGGUCUAGUUCUGAAUGGGAAUACAGGAUCACCAGUCCCCUCACGCUGGGCCAGUCCCACGAUGCCACCUUUCAGCAGCUCAGCCGGGCGAGAAAAGUUGCCAACGAUCUGGUGCAGAAGGUCUUACCGGACUUCUUCCUUCGAAGAAUGAAAUCACUCAUAGCUCAUCAACUACCAAAGAAAUCCGACAGGGUUGUGUUUUGCCCGCUGACGGACUACCAGAGGCUGGCAUACAGGAAUUACCUGGAAAGCGACGAAUGUCAAAUGGUCAGACGGAGUGCUGAACCGUGCGAGUGUGGUGCAGUUGGCACCGAUGGCAAACCAAAAAAGCGAGGCUCGUGCUGCUUUGAGAAGCUGCCAGAUGGAAGGCGCUGGGAGGCGCUCGUCUUUCCGGCCAUUAUGACUAUGCAAAAGAUUUCGAACCACGUAACUCUUCUCCUUCCAAAAGACGAAGAUUCCCAGGAGAAGAGGGAUGCUGCUUUAGAUAGGUUCUCAAGCUGCGUCUCGGAUUGGAGGACCGUUUAUAGGAAUCGGAACUCGCUCCAGCUGCUGGCCGACUCAAAGUUCUGUGGUAAAUGGAGGAUUUUGAAGAAGCUUCUCAGCUUUUGGUAUGAGAAUUCGGACAAGGUUCUCAUAUUCUCCCACAGUGUUCGUCUUCUCAAGAUCCUUCAUCAUCUGUUCACGAGCACGACGACCUACACCAUGAGUUUCCUCGAUGGCAGCAUGGCUUAUGCGGACCGGCAGAAGGAGGUGGACAGUUUCAACUCGGACCCGGACCGGUUUGUGUUCCUUAUCUCAACUAAAGCGGGAGGCGUUGGCCUCAACAUUACAUCGGCGAACAAGGUGGUUGUAUUCGACCCGCACUGGAAUCCAUCUUGGGAUCUCCAGGCUCAGGAUCGAGCCUACCGCAUCGGUCAGGUUCGCAAUGUCGAGGUUUUCCGCCUCGUCUCUGCUGGCACGAUAGAGGAGAUCGUGUAUGCAAGACAAAUCUACAAGCAACAACAGGCCAACAUCGGCUAUAACGCAUCAAGCGAGCGUCGGUACUUCAAGGGCGUGCAGGAAGAUCCAUCAAGAAAGGGCGAGCUCUUUGGCCUGGCGAACCUCUUUACGUUUCAGACUGACAAAGUGGUCCUCAAAGAUAUUGUCAACGCAACUAACAUCGCUGAAGCGAGAGCCGGUGUGCAUCUGUUCGAUGUUGACAUGGCCAAGGUCGAGCAGGACAGUGAGUUCAGUCAGAUCAAGAAAGAGAUGCCAGGCGAUGACGACCGGGACAACGGCAUAAGCCAGCUGGCCGCUCUAGUCAAGUCAGAGGCCUCAGGUGAUGUCCCCAAGCAGACCAACGAGCCCAAAAAGGAUGCAAUCCAAGCGAUUCUAGCCUCAGCAGGCGUCGAGUACACUCAUGAGAAUUCCGAAGUCAUUGGGACCAGCAAAGUCGAGGCCCAGCUAUCGAAGCGCGCUGCAUUCGCGGAGGAAAUGGAUCUUGAUGACCCCGAAGGUCGAAGCCUGUUGCUCGCAGACAAGCUAGUCAAUGAGGCCUUUGAAGAUGGGCCCGGCUACACAUACACGUUCAACCCACCAGAUGAUGUCAUGCAGAGACAAUUUUGCACCAUGGCCCGGGAAUUUGGCUAUUCCAGCACCACGGAGUUUGCUGUCGUUGUGCAAGGCUGGACGCAGGAGCAGCGCCGAAACUGCCUGGACACAUUCUACAGGAGGCGAAUGGAGAAGAUACUUGGGAGUUUCAAGCAGGAUACUGCAGAGAACGAGGACAUGAUCAAGGCGGAGCACGGUACCUUAGAGGACACCGACAUGGACUCGCGGUUUAACAGUCGUCAAGGUGGUCGAGGGGGCGAGCGCGCCGAUGAGAAGGUCAAAAUCGAGGACGAUUCGGUUACAUCGGUUGGCCUGGCCGCAAGGACCAAGGCUGAGACCAAGCAGGAGCCGGCUUUCAAGGAGGACAAAAGUGGCAUAACAAAGAGCCUGGCCUCGUCUAUCUUCAUCUAUGACGAUGACUCCGACGUGCUUUGAAAACAGGGAAUUUUCCUCUGUCUUCUUUUUUUGGGGGGUUUAUGGAGUCCAC